AUGUGUUACAACUAUUAUGGAAACUCUUACGGGGGCUGUGGAUAUGGCUCUGGUUGUGGCUAUGGAUAUGGCUCUGGCUGUGGAUAUGGUUGUGGAUAUGGCUCUGGCUGUGGCUGUGGCUAUGGCUGUGGAUAUGGUUGUGGAUAUGGCUCUGGCUGUGGCUGUGGCUAUGGUUCCAGAUAUGGCUGUGGCUAUGGAAGUGGCUGCUGUACCUGCCGACCAUUUUGCUACAGAAAAUGCUGUUUUUCUUGCUGUUAG
Puma concolor (puma) is the source of this 258-nucleotide messenger RNA. The record is from RefSeq and is a predicted model, not a curated record. NCBI's taxonomy places the organism in Eukaryota, Metazoa, Chordata, Mammalia, Carnivora, Felidae.